Molecule: messenger RNA, 487 nt
Organism: Ananas comosus (pineapple)
Lineage: Eukaryota; Viridiplantae; Streptophyta; Magnoliopsida; Poales; Bromeliaceae
Exons: 4
Coding region: 32-487 (151 amino acids)
Biological process (GO): DNA replication; DNA repair; DNA recombination
Cellular component (GO): nucleus
Molecular function (GO): DNA binding
Source: RefSeq, a predicted model, not a curated record
ACAACAAAUAACUAUUAGCCCGUAUGAACAAAUGCUUAUGAAUCGUAAAACUGUUGCUGAAUUACUUGCAUUAAAUCCAAUGGAAGCUGAGAAUACGAAGUAUACCUGUCAAGCUAAAUUAGUAGAAAUUGAUACGAUAUAUGGGUGGUGGUACAAGGCCUGCUAUGAUUGUAAAGGAGGAGUGAAAGAUUAUGAUGGUACGUUUUGGUGUAAUCAAUGUGGAAAAAAUGAUCAGUCACCUGUACCAUGGUACAAGUUAAAUGCCAUUGUUGCGGAUGAGACCGGUUCAGCGAACUUCACUAUUUUUGGCAAAACGGCGCAAGAUUUGAUACGAAUCCCUGCUCAACAACUUGCUACUGCAAUCAAUUCAAAUAGAUUUAUACUUCCUCCUAUUAUUAAAAAUGUUGUUGAAGAAAAGGAAGAAGAUGUCAUAGACAUUACAGAAGAUGGUGUAAGGACAAGUUCUAAAGAAUUGCAAAUAGCGUAA